UUUUGCUUGUUGGCAAUGGCCCUUUUUCCCUCCCCUCACCUUUAUCCGAUACAGCACAUUCCAUCGAGUAACCCAGUUCUCCAGAAAUCGUCUGACAGCGGGGGGAGCUCCGGGAUGUACGAGCCGACAGGACCAGAGAUUGUUCCUUUCAAGUGCAAGAAGACGUACGUCGCUCCGCAUAAGAUCUUUCCGGGAAGAAUUCACUUUUUUGAAUUCGAUGAAAACAUUUAUGGAUUGCCGGGAAUUCAGAGACCUCUCAGACCUUCGGGCAUUUGGGAGAAAAGUCUCUACAGGCCAGCCAGCAGGCCGGUGUGCGGUGGUGAGACAGGGACUGGUGAAUGCAAACUUUUUAGUCAGAGCUUUGGGUAUGGUGAACGGGGCUCCGGUUUCCGUCCGAAAGGAGAAAUUCAGGACUUCCAAAAGAUCCGGGAUCGAUGUCUCCAGAAUGGUACCCUUUUCGAAGAUCCGGAAUUUCCGGCCACGGACUCGUCCAUCUACUAUAGCAGGAGCUGCCACGGUGCCAUUGAAUGGUUGCGACCCUCCGAAAUCUGCAGUAAUCCUCGCCUCUUUGUGGAAGGUGCAACCAGGUUUGAUGUCGUCCAAGGCGAACUCGGUGAUUGCUGGCUGCUGGCGGCUGUGGCCAACUUGACCCUCAAUGACUCCCUCUUCUAUCGUGUUGUACCCAAUGAUCAGUCAUUUAUCAGUGAUUACGCCGGAGUGUUCCAUUUUCGCUUCUGGCAGUACGGACGGUGGGUAGACAUUGUGGUGGACGAUAGGCUUCCCACCUGCGAUGGAAGGCUUGUCUUCAUGCACUCUAAGCAUCAUAACGAAUUCUGGAGCGCCCUGCUUGAGAAGGCAUACGCAAAACUGCACGGGAGCUACGAAGCUUUGAAAGGAGGGACGGCAUGUGAAGCCAUGGAGGAUUUCACUGGUGGCGUAACUGAAGUCUACGAACUGGACAAGGCUCCUUCUAACUUCUAUCGUAUACUCCACAAGGCUUUUGAGAGGUGGUCGCUGAUGAGUUGCUCCAUAGAGCCAGAUCCAAAUGUACUUGAGAUGGAAAUGCCAAAUGGUUUGAUCAAGGGGCAUGCUUACAGCAUCACUAAAGUUAAAUUGAUGGAGGUGCAGACUCCUCGUUUGAGGGGCAAGAUCCCGCUACUGAGGGUUCGCAAUCCGUGGGGGAACGAGUGUGAGUGGCGAGGAGCCUGGAGUGAUCGAUCCCCCGAAUGGUCACUUAUUACACCAGAAGAGAAAGAGGCCCUGGGCUUGAGAUUCGAUGCCGAUGGGGAAUUCUGGAUAUCAUACAAAGACUUUAUGGAAAACUUCCACCGAGUUGAAAUUUGUAAUUUAAACCCCGAUUCAUUAGAUGAUGAACCGUUGACCAAGUCUUCCAAGAAAAAGUGGGAGAUGAGCAUGUUUGAAGGAUCGUGGGUCAAGAACUGCACAGCCGGCGGAUGCAGGAAUUUCAUUGAUACAUUUUGGAUGAAUCCUCAGUUCCGCAUCAUCCUGGAGGACGUGGAUGAGGACGACGACGACGACCUCUGCACCGUGAUUGUGGCGCUGAUGCAGAAAAACCGACGCUGUAACAGGAAGAUGGGGCAGGAGUGCCUCACCAUCGGUUUUGCCGUCUACCUGCUGAAGAACCCCGACCGUCUUCCGAAACCCCUUCCAAAAGUGUUCUUCCAACACAACGCGUCCGUGGCGCGGUCCAACACCUUCAUCAACCUGCGGGAAGUGAGCUGCCGCUUCAAGCUGCCCCCGGGCACCUACUGCAUCGUCCCGUCCACCUUCGAUCCGGGAGAGGAAGGAGACUUCGUGCUCAGGGUCUUCACGGAAAAGAGGAACAAUAUGACAGAGUAUGAUCAAGAUAUUGGGCUCACUAAACCUGAUGAAGAGCAAGCCAAAAAACCAAUAGAUGAUAUCACUUUGUAUCCAGUACCACUCACCGUCCAAGUCCAAGAGACAGAAGAGGAGAAGAGCAAGGACCAAGAGGUGAAAGACUUCUUCGCCUCUAUCGCGGGUGAAGAUCUCGAAGUAGACUGCUACGAACUUCAGGAAAUUCUAAAUUUCGCCCUUAAAAAAGAAUUCACAUUCGAUGGAUUUUCUUUGGAUGUUUGUAGAAGUAUGGUGGCGAUGAUGGAUGUCGAUAGAUCUGGAAAAUUAGGUUUAGAAGAAUUUAAAAAUUUGUGGGCAGACAUCAGAACUUGGAAGAACGUAUUCAAGCGAUAUGAUAUCGACCAUUCCGGAUCUCUGAAUACCAUAGAAUUGAGAGCUGCUCUACAUUCGGCUGGUUACCGUCUGAAUUUCCAUGUUCUCCGAGCUUUAGUUCUUCGUUACGGAAAGAAAGGGAAAAUCAAUUUUGAUGACUUCAUCAUGUGCGCUGUUAAGCUAAAAACAAUGAUCGAAACUUUCCAAGAAAGAGAUCCCCGCAAGACGAUGAUGGCAACUUUCACACUUGACGAGUGGGUUGAAAAGACUAUGUACAGCUGAACAAACUUAAGAUCUGAAAAAGAAAUUCUGACACUCCUUAGUUUGACCUAAUUACUGGUGCUUCCCUCAACGAUGCAGUAUUAGAAAUCCACCAAAGUACGUCUUUUCUUCAAUAGUGUGCAGUCAUUUGAAAGUAUAUGAAAUGUCAACUCAUUUUACAAUAGAAUCUUUGGAUUUAUUACAUGUUGUUCAUUCAAUUUCCCAAUAUUUCCAUCCCGAAAAUGCAUGCUUUCUGUGAUUUCAAAUGUAUAUCUAUGCUUAAAUUAUUUUUAAUUAUACAGAUUUGUUAAAAUUUCUUUAAGAUAAAUAUAGAAUAAUUUUUUAACAGAAAAUUAAAUGCAGUUUUAAAAUAAUAUUACCUACUGAAUACAAUCAUUAGUGCUUAUAUUUAAAAUUAGUCCAGUUUAAAAGCUCUAUUAAGUGAUUCUUAACCCAAAUGAUGCCUUACUGAUAAAUAAAAUUUUGAAAUAAAAAAAAAUAUUUUAAUAUACAAAAUUUUUUUUCAUUAUUAGUAAAUAGGAAGAUUACACAGAAAAAAUAUAAAAUUAGCAAAUUCAGUAAUAUUUUUUCCAAGAAUAAGACUGUACUAUUAUUUUUUAGAAUAUAUAUAUACCUAUUAAUGGAUAAGAUAUAUGUAAUUAUGAUAGUGCCUUGCCAAGAUUUCUGUUUUGCAGAGCUAUUUUAUCCUCUCGUUACUGCCAAAAUGCAUGGAGAGCAUGUUUUCUAUUUCUACUUAAAAACAAUGUAAUACCUACAGAAAUUGUACAAUAUUAACUUUGCCACUGUCUUGCAAGAAUUUGUAAUCUAUAAUGUUGUAUGUUUAUUUUAAAUGUGAUUUUUUUUGUCCAUCUUAUUACAUACUUUUUGUGUCUUUAAAUGUUUGUAAAUCUUUACAUGUUUCUUUCAUUUAGAGAAUAAAUUUAAUUUUUAACA
Argiope bruennichi is the source of this 3423-nucleotide messenger RNA. It is a transcript of the gene CalpA, whose product is annotated as calpain-A-like. Lineage: Eukaryota; Metazoa; Arthropoda; Arachnida; Araneae; Araneidae. Gene Ontology annotation, biological process: proteolysis. The coding region runs from base 16 to 2490 and encodes 824 amino acids. Gene Ontology annotation, molecular function: calcium ion binding; calcium-dependent cysteine-type endopeptidase activity. The transcript is spliced from 20 exons. The record is from RefSeq and is a predicted model, not a curated record. Gene Ontology annotation, cellular component: cytoplasm.